AUGGCUAAAAGACAGACGACGACGAUGUUGUUUGGCACGAGUCUUCAGAGGCCCACACUUGACCUCACUCAUUAUGGGGCGUUUAUGGCCCAAGGAGAGCAGCCUAAGCCUGGGGGCCGUGUUUGUGCAUCCUUGAGAAUGAUUGGUGUUGUUAAUGGGUCCCGUCCAAGCGGUCCCCUGACGAAAGUGUAUGGAAAUGACGGCAACGCUGUCUUUAUCCGCGAGUUCACCCUAAUCCGGCACGAUGACCUUCCGGACGAUUCUCUCCACGAGGCUACUGGCAGCCAGAAACCAGAGGACUCAAGCUCUCGGACAGCUCGCUCAGAGGAGGAUCGGGAUACCCUGUGGGACGCUUGGGGCCCUUGGAGCGAAUGUUCACGCACCUGCGGCGGUGGAGCCUCCUACUCCCUCAGACGUUGUCUGAGCUCCAAAACUUGUGAAGGACAGAAUAUCAAAUACCGCACAUGCAGUAAUGUGGACUGCCCACCAGAUUCUGGAGACUUCCGCUCCCAGCAGUGCUCAGCUCACGCUGAUGUACGUUACCAGGGCCGGUAUUACGAGUGGCUACCCCUCGACAACGACCCUGAAAAUCCCUGUGCCUUGAAGUGCAAAGCCAAGGGUACAGAUCUGGUAGUUGAACUGGCACCAAAGGUUUUGGAUGGAACACGCUGCUACACGGAAUCCCUGGAUAUGUGCAUCAAUGGGGCCUGCCAGAUUGUUGGCUGUGACCAUGAGUUGGGAAGCACAGCGAAAGAGGACAACUGUGGGGUUUGCAACGGAGACGGCUCGUCUUGCAGAUUAGUGAGAGGCCACUACAAGUCCCAGCAUGCCACCGGGAAAACUGAAGACACCGUCGUUGUUAUCCCCUAUGGAAGUCGACAUGUACGGCUAGUACUGAAAGGACCGGAUCACUUGUAUCUGGAAAGCAAGACUCUUCAGGGGGUGAAAGGGGAGCUCUCUCUGGAUGUCUCCAAGCAGUACUUUCUAGAAAACACCACAGUGGACUUCCAGAAGCUCUCAGACAAGGAGGUCCUGCGAAUUGCCGGCCCACUGGGAGCUGACUUCACUGUCAAAGUGCAGUAUGUGAACGGCGUAGACAGCGUGGUUCAGUUCAUCUUCUAUCAGCCCAUUGUCCAUCGCUGGAGGGAAACAGACUUCUUUCCCUGCUCUGUGACUUGCGGUGGGGGGUACCAGCUGACUUCAGCAGAAUGCUUUGAUCUGCGUAGCAAUCGGGUCGUGGUGGAUCAGUACUGUCACUACUACCCUGAGAAUGUUAAGCCAAAACCUAAGCUGCAAGAGUGCAACAUGGACCCCUGUCCUGCCAAUGAUGGCUACAAACAGAUCAUGCCAUAUGACCUUUACCAUCCCCUGCCACGGUGGGAGAGCAGCCCGUGGACAGCAUGUUCCACCUCCUGCGGCGGUGGGGUCCAAAGCCGCUCAGUUUCCUGUGUGGAGGAAGACAUGCAGGGUACCAUCACACCCACAGAGGAAUGGAAGUGCCUUUAUGCACCCAAGACUCCUAUUCUACAGUCCUGCAACACUUUUGACUGCCCAACGUGGCUAGCACAGGAGUGGUCACCGUGCACUGUGACCUGUGGGCAAGGCCUACGCUACAGAGUGGUCCUCUGCAUUGACCACAGAGGCCUGCAUGCCGGAGGCUGCAAUCCCACUACCAAGCCACACAUUAAGGAGGAGUGUCUGGUCACAGUGCCAUGCUACAAACCUAUAGAGAAGCUACCUGUGGAGGCCAAGCCACCUUGGUUCAAACAGGCCAUAGAGUUAGAGGAGGAAACAGCAUUGUCUGAGGAACCCACGUUCAUCAGGGGAGCCUGGGGCCCUUGCAGUAGAACAUGUGGUGCAGGGACCCAGCAGCGGACGGUGAAGUGUCAGGUUCUCCUGUCCUUCUCACAGACAGUGGCUGACCUUCCCGACGAUGAGUGCGAGGGACUCAAGCCGCCUGAGAUCCAGCCCUGCUACCGGACCCCCUGCCCCGGUGCAAAGGAAGAGGAGAGAGAAAGAACAACAACCUCCGAUAAAGAGGAGCUGCACGACUGGGAAUAUGAAGGCUUCACAGAGUGCUCAGAGGCCUGUGGGGGAGGGAUGCAGGAGGCUGUUGUGAUCUGCCUGAACAAACAAACCAGAGAAGGUGCUGAUGAGAAGCUGUGCGUGAGCAGCCGUCGACCCCCUCAGCUCUUACAGGCCUGCAACACACAAUCCUGCCCAGCCAGGUGGGAGACUGGGCUGUGGAGUCCCUGUUCAGCUACCUGUGGGGUCGGCCUUCAGACACGGGCAGUAACCUGCACACACCGAUCUAGAUCUCACAGCAAUUACACAGAGAAGGUCAAAGAGGAAGACUGUCAUCAGCCAAAGCCCACCUCUUUCCAGGCCUGCAACCGUUUUGACUGCCCACCCUUUUGGGAACCUCAAGACUGGACUCAGUGUUCUCACAGCUGUGGGGGUGGGACUCAGAAGAGAGAGGUGCUCUGCAAACAGCGGCUAGCGGAUGGGAGUGUCCUUGAGCUGCCUGAUACGUUCUGCCCAUCGCCGACCCUGCCCACCAUACAGACCUGCGGCAAACAGGAAUGUCCUCCUCAGUGGGUUUCCACAGAAUGGUCCCAGUGUUCCGCAACCUGUGGGACAGGGACUCAGAAGCUGCUGCUGGUGUGUAAAAUAAAGGGGGAGAAUGGAGAGUACCAUAUAGCUGCCCCAGAAGCCUGUGCCUCUGUUUCCCAGCCUUCGACUGUCCGAGCAUGCUCCCUUGGACCUUGUGAGAAAACCUUCCAGUCAGAAGAUGUGAAACCAAACCCUGUUAUCUUAGCUCAAAGGAAGGUCUACAUUCAGUUGAAGAAGGGCAGGAAGUUACACUUUGCGGUAGGUGGUUAUGCCUACUUAUUGCCGUGGACUUCUGUCGUCCUCCGCUGCCCAACCAGACACUUUCGCAAGGGCCAUAUCCGUUGGCUGAAGGACGGAAAGCCCCUCUUGGGACUUCCCCACCUAUCCAUCUCUCAUCUUGGUUACAUAAAGAUUCAGCAGCUCCAAUCUUCUGAUACUGGUGUGUAUACUUGUGUAGCAGACCAGACACAGGAGAGUUUCAUUCUAAAACUCAUUGGUAGCAAACGGAAGUUGACUCUGCCAGAGAGUGACCUCUGGUUGGCAAAUGGUGGAAAGAAGAUUCUCCAAGGUUCUCCAACAUCUGAUGAAAAAAACAAGGAAUUGCGAUUUAAAUUUAGUCGUUACGACAGCAUCAUACAGGGUUUGCUGGACUCUCGAGACUUCCCUCAAGAAGGCCUCAUCUCAAAGGAACAGCCAGACUCCGCUGAGCAGAAUGCUUCAAUUUUGGAGGAGGAUGUGUCUCUUGAUUCUGAAAAUCCCCUGAUGCUGGUGAUAGACAUGCCCAAACUGGAUGAGAUCACUCGUAAUCUGUCAGGUGGUCAGCGUGGCCUAGAGAAAGACCAGCUCUUUGCUCAAAUUCUUGGAGACCUUACCAAAAACCUUGGGGAGAAGAAUGAGUCUACUCUGCCCCUUCAGGAUAGGUCAGGCUCCUGGCAGGGUCACAGUACCCAGGGAACCAACCCAAGGGUGGUUCCUUAUACAAGGAGGCAAUGGAGAGGACAACUUAGAGGCCCUGUUAUUGUUCAUAGAGCUCUCAGGGGAAAAAACAAAUUCCCAUCGGAAUUGGUGGCCAAUGUGGGAAGCUUUGUUUUAGUGCCCAGACAAGCAACUAUGGUAGUCCUCAAGUGCCAUGCCCAUGCAAACCCAGAUCCAGUGAUUAGCUGGACUAAGGAUGGGAAGGAGUUGAAGAACAGUAGCAGUAGUUUCCAUUGUCUCUGUCGUGGCAGAGUAGGCCUGAUGGCAGAUGGCUCCCUGCAAAUUCAGGCUCCAAGUGAGACCGAUUCUGGACUCUACACGUGCACUGCCACAAACCUUGUGGGCUCCACUUCCAUGUCCUCUCAGCUGCAACUAGAAGGAAGUGACUGUCUGGGUGGUGCGGGUACAGGGAGCAGUUCAACAUGUUCAAACAAACCACAGAGGUCUGAGGCUUGCACUGGACAACACUGCCCCCACAGGUGGUUGGUAUCCGUCUGGUCUUCCUGUUCUGUUAGUUGUGGAGGUGGAGUUCAGACUCGCUCUGUGACCUGCCAGAGAGGUGCAGAAACGGUAGACAAGUGUGUAGGUGCAGGAAGAAGACCGCCAGAAACCCAAUCCUGUAACACCCAACCAUGCGUUGGCUGGGCAACUACAGCCUGGGGACCUUGUCAAGGGCGCUGUGUCGGUCCACGUCAGGCCACGCAGCAAAGGCAUGUAUUUUGCCAGGACAAGAACAACACCCGAUUAGCUCACCAAAUGUGCAGACCCUUCCCAAGACCUACCUCCCGCAGAAACUGUUCGACAGAGGCCUGCGCUUUACACUGGCGAGUCGGGCCCUGGACUCAGUGCACUGCCACAUGUGGUCGCCAUGGCUUUCAGUCACGUCUCGUGACCUGUGCUAACCGUCGCACCGGAAAACCGGCACGAGAGUUCCACUGUGCUUGGAGGCCUCGGCCAGCCAGCUGGCAACGCUGCAACAUCUUGUCUUGUGGGAGAAGUGAUUGUCAGGACAGCACCAGGUACUGUGAGAAGGUACGACAGCUCGAGCUCUGCCCACUGCCCCAGUUUAAAGCUCGUUGCUGCCAGUCCUGUAAAGACACCUGA
Chanos chanos (milkfish) is the source of this 4692-nucleotide messenger RNA. RefSeq names its product ADAMTS-like protein 1. The transcript is spliced from 27 exons. The record is from RefSeq and is a predicted model, not a curated record. The coding region runs from base 1 to 4692 and encodes 1563 amino acids. Lineage: Eukaryota; Metazoa; Chordata; Actinopteri; Gonorynchiformes; Chanidae. Gene Ontology annotation, biological process: extracellular matrix organization. Gene Ontology annotation, cellular component: extracellular matrix.